Micropterus dolomieu (smallmouth bass) is the source of this 2974-nucleotide messenger RNA. RefSeq names its product zinc transporter ZIP12-like. Bases 312 to 2393 code for a protein of 693 amino acids. Gene Ontology annotation, molecular function: zinc ion transmembrane transporter activity. Gene Ontology annotation, cellular component: membrane. The transcript is spliced from 15 exons. Gene Ontology annotation, biological process: intracellular zinc ion homeostasis; zinc ion import across plasma membrane. The record is from RefSeq and is a predicted model, not a curated record. NCBI's taxonomy places the organism in Eukaryota, Metazoa, Chordata, Actinopteri, Centrarchiformes, Centrarchidae.
GCCACCCCCAUCACUUCAUUGUUGAAAAUGAGGUAGCGUUCUCCAUGGCAACCACAGCCCUCUGAGGCUGUCGCAGCUAAUCCUCAGCAGCUUACUCAACUCUUACUUCUUGUAAGAGGGUUUUACCAGCAGCACCAAUGCCCAAGAAUUCUCCCCAAACAAGCUCUGGAUCCUCUGUUUAUCGCACCGGAGCAGGAAAACAAACCUAGUUACAGCAGCUGGGAGGAGCUGAGGGGAGAACGGUAGACCCGGUUCAUCGGCCCUGAGCCAGUCCUGGUAGCCCGAGGGAGUCGGACAGCCUUGGUAGGAACAUGCACUUCUGGAGCAAUGCGCUCACUUUGCUGCUGCUGCUUCUUUGUCUGCUGUGGAGGGUGCUGGAGGUGAAAGGGCAGGAGCGAGGGUACCUGCAGGAGGCUCUCAGGGCCUUGGAUCUGCCCCUGGGUAAAGACGAUGAGCCACAGCUCCAAAAGAACUACACCGGUGUCCUGAUCACCAAGCUCCUCCAGGCAGUGAACUGUGAAGGGCGGAUUGGCACCUCUCAAGACAUUUGUAACAAGUGCCUGACACCAGACGUAGCUCUCUCUGUGCUAGAGGAUGAUGGGAAAACUUACCUCACUAAGGAAGACUACCAGCGGAUCUCCACAGUUCUGCUGUACUACAUAAUAAACUUACAAGACCUGUGCGUGUCAAAUGCUGCAUCUCCUUCCUCCCUUUCCGCCUCCUCCUCCUCAUUUGGGAAUUAUCAGUACUACCUUUUGGCCCUCACCAAUCUACACCCAGCUGAGGACAACCUCUUCCUAUCGUCCAGAGAAACAGAAAGUAUUCUGCAGCUCAUCAACCAGCACUACCAACCAUCCAAUCAAGACAACUCAUCUGAUUUGCAAUGUAUUGAUGCCACUCACCUCCUUGAAGAUAUUAACGUGCAAGAAAAUCCAGGUGCUAGUGCAUCUUCUGUGCCCAAACUGGCUGCAGCCAUUAUCAGCCACAUCCUGCAGGGCCACUGUUUCAGAUGGAGGAACCUCCCAUCUCCUGCUUUCUUUACCGACUAUAUCUUUCAAUCCUUCAAUCGCACAAGUAACCUGCAAAUAAUAGACUUAGAGGAGCUGCUUCAUCAGCUGGGAGUCGGACAGGAAGGAGUAACACACUCUCGCAACAGGAAGAUGGGGGGCCUCACGGGCAGUUCACAGAAAGGGGCUGGGCGUCCGCUGGAUGGCUGCAAACGUGAAACUGGAGCAAUAAGCAGAGACUGGGCACAGGUAUGUUUUUCAGCCAAUCAGCUGGUGGAUACUUUUGCUCUGAAUCCUCAUUUGCCAAUUUCCAAGGAGCACUUCAGACAAAUUUGUCCAGCCAUCAUUCAACAGUUGCUAGGCAAUGCCUGUGAGUCUGCAGAGCAAAAAACAAGAGGAUCUCUGCCCACUGCUCUCGAGAAGUAUGGCUACAGCACGGCUGCUGUUCUGCUCAUCACGAUGGGCUCCAUGCUCGGCAUCUGCCUGAUCUUCUUCAACUCCUGCCAGGAAACCUACACCCUCAUCCUGCAGCUGUUUGUGGGCCUGGCAGUAGGGACCCUCUCAGGAGAUGCACUCCUGCACCUCAUACCACAGAUCCUUGGCCUCCAUGAUGACACUCACAGUCAUGGUGACGAACACUUAUCAGAAGGAAAGGAGUAUCUGUGGAGGAUUCUGGGCAUGAUUGCAGGGAUCUACGGCUUUUUCCUUAUCGAAAGAAUGUUCUCUUUUUUUGUUCCCUCUCAUGGCCACGUAAGGGGUCAUUCUAGCGACCUUCCCCUAGAGCUCAACUGCAAUGGUCAGUCUCAGAGGGGCAAGUCCAUCUCCACCAUACAGCUGGGACCAGUGGAUGACUUGGAGUGUACAGAACUAUCUCCUGAGCACGCCAACACAAUGAGGCCUUCACAUCAGAGACAAGGGGUUCCUCUACUGGCUGUGAUGGUAAUCGUGGGAGACAGCCUUCAUAACUUUGCCGAUGGCCUGGUUGUCGGGGCGGCCUUCUCCUCUUCAGCCGAGACCGGCAUGGCGACCACCGUGGCCAUCCUGUGCCAUGAGAUCCCGCACGAGAUGGGGGAUUUUGCGGUGUUGCUCAGCUCCGGACUCUCAGUGAAGACUGCCGUUCUAAUGAACUUUCUCAGCGCUCUGACAGCCUUCAUGGGCCUCUACAUCGGACUGUUUGUUUCCUCUGAGAUGGAAGUGCAGCAGUGGAUCUUCGCUGUUACUGCUGGGAUUUUCCUAUAUUUGUCCCUGGUAGAAAUGCUCCCAGAGAUGAGUAGAGUGAAGACUGACAGACCGUAUCUCAUGUUUCUCCUACAAAACCUCGGCCUAUUGAUGGGUUGGGCAUGUCUCCUGCUCCUCGCACUCUUUGAACAUGAACUCAAAUUCUAAACGCAGUGUACGACAUAUCUCUUCACAUGGGGAUGAGUUGAAGAAACAUGUUACUGAGUGCCACCUGGACUUUUUAACAACUCAUAACUGGUCAACGAGCCUCUCUGUGAUCCAAUAUGAGGGCAGUUCCACCCACCUGAGCUACUUGUUCUCUUCAUCCACCAACCUGGAUGACUAAUGUUCGCUGUACAAGACAGAAACUCUGGAGCGAUCCGGCCUACACAGCGCACACACUCUUCACCGGCCAGAGUGGGCCUGCAAAAGGAGAUGGAGGAAGAAGAAAAUAUGAUGAAUGCAUCAGUACAGGAGAUAAAGGAAACACAGCAGCUGCUGCCAGGACGGAGGAAGGAAGGGCUUUUUAUCUGGGCUGUGCUGGUGUGAACACGGAGUAUUCCCACUUGCUCAUCAGAGACCGGUCAGGAGAAGAGUUCAGCUCCAGGGUCAUCGGGGCAGCACAAUACGCAGAAACAACAGGGAAAGCGAAGAGAGAGAGACACACACAAGACAGGAAAUAUAAAAGUGUUUUCCCUUUGAUUUGAAAAGGAUCGGACAGAAAAUAAUCCUUUGCACCUGUUAUUGUU